Messenger RNA from Clavispora lusitaniae ATCC 42720, 1296 nucleotides. RefSeq names its product Ltv1p (gene LTV1). The record is from RefSeq and is a predicted model, not a curated record. Gene Ontology annotation, cellular component: cytosol; preribosome, small subunit precursor; nucleus. Gene Ontology annotation, biological process: ribosomal small subunit export from nucleus; ribosomal small subunit biogenesis. Lineage: Eukaryota; Fungi; Ascomycota; Pichiomycetes; Serinales; Metschnikowiaceae.
AUGGGUAGACGGAAAUUCGACAAAAAAUCGGCCCAGACAUUUAGCGUCGUUCACAGAUCGCACGAGGACUCUCUAUAUUUUGACAAUGACGCCUCGAGACAUGUUUUGGUGCCUGUGAAAAACAAAAAGGAGCCGCAGGCCAAAAGCAAGAAAAUCUUCACCACGGCGGAAUUGGAAAAAAACUUGACCCCAAGUGAAAUCAAAAGCAUCAGGGAAAAUGAGGGGCUUGCAGCACAGUACGGUAUCUUUUUUGAUGACUCCAAGUACGACUACAUGCAACAUUUGAAGCCCAUUGGAAAAGCGGCAGAUGCAGUUUUCAUCGAAGCUGGAGCAGAGACAAAGCCGCAGAAGAAAAACAUCGAGGACCUUCUUAAGGACUCGCUACCUUCUGAAAAGACCCGGAAAGUGACACAUGAUGUGCUUGAGAACAUUCCUCGUGAGCUCCAAGGUUUCAAUCCAGAAAUGGAUCCUAGAUUACGAGAGGUUUUGGAAGCACUUGAAGACGAGGCUUAUAUCGAAGGAGAGGCACAAGAUGAUGACGACAUUUUCGCCGAUUUAUUGCAAAGUGGUGAAGUCGAGGACGAAGAGGAGUUUUACUAUGGUUCAGAUGGCGAUUACGAUGAGUGGGAUCUUGAUAACUACGAAGAUGAGUAUGAGCAAUAUAACCUGGAGAACGAGCCCGAGCCUGUCGAGUUGGAAAAUCCAUAUAAUGAGGGAGAAGCCCCCGAGGACUUUGAGGGUGUCCAGUUACAGAGCAAUUUAUGGGAGAAAGAUUUUCAAAAAUACAAGAAUGCCACGAAAAACACAGCUAAUGACUGGGAUUCGGACGACGAUUUCGAGGACGAGAACGAAAAUGCAGACACUUUAGGUGAGCUUCCGGCCAUUGGAGGAAAGAAGAAACCAAAAAACAAGAUCAGAAAGAAGAUGGGUGCCAUGACAGAUACCACGUCUUUUUCCAUGACAUCUUCUGCUUUGUUCAGAAGCGAAGGCCUCACGUUGUUGGAUGAUCGGUACGAACAACUCGCCAAGAAGUUUGAAGAGGAUGAAGACGAAAAAACCCCUGAAGAAUUCGACAUUAAAAAGGAACGUCUGGAUUUCGAAGGCAUGCUUGAUGACUUCUUGGACAACUAUGAGUUGGAGAAGGGCGGCCGUAGGUUGGUCAAGAAAAACGAUCGCCUCAAGGCCAUUCAAGAAGCGGCAGACAGUGUUUCCAAAAGUAAGACCGCUGCUCGUAGAAAGAAGGAGAAAAGCUCAAUGGACAAGCUCGGCGGAAGCUUUGGGAAUCUCAAUAUUUAG